Molecule: messenger RNA, 1166 nt
Organism: Pelodiscus sinensis (Chinese soft-shelled turtle)
Lineage: Eukaryota; Metazoa; Chordata; Testudines; Trionychidae
Product: caspase-7-like
Biological process (GO): proteolysis
Molecular function (GO): cysteine-type endopeptidase activity
Source: RefSeq, a predicted model, not a curated record
GCUGCCUGGGGGUGGGUGCAGCAUGGCUGGGCAGCAGAGAAAAAGCAGGGCUGUCAUCAUUGUCAAUUACUCGUUCCUCGGUGGGCCUCCGCCCCGGAAAGGGGCCAAGCGCGAGGCCGAUAAGUUGUUUAAAGCGUUAUCCAGACUCAAUUAUGCAGUGAAGUUGCACUAUGAUCCGACAGCGGAGGAGAUAGAGGAGAUCUACCAGCAAGAGAGCCAGGAAGAGCAUGGCGAUUACUUCGUCAGCAUUCUGUCCAGCCACGGCGAGGAGGGGGCCAUAUAUGACUCCGAGGGACAGCCGGUGAGGUUGACAAGGAUUUUCCAGUUGCUGUCCCCACAACGGUGCCCAGCGCUGGCUGGAAAGCCCAAGAUCUUCUUCAUACAGGCCUGCCGUGGCUCAGCAAUGGAUGAGGGCGUGCAGCUGGACACGGACAGUGCCGGGACCUCCGACGACAGCGUCUCGCACUACCUGUCCCUCCCUGAGAGCACAGCCGUGAUGUUCGCCUGCAGCCCAGGCUACGUCGCUUUCCUAAAUCCCAUGGGCUCCAUGUUUCUCCAGACCUUGCUGGAGUUUCUGGAAGGAGAAGAGCGGCAGCUUGAACUUGCACGUCUAAUGACCCGCAUCAACUGGAAAGUGGCGUUUCACUGCGAAGCCAAAGGGGAACACGAGGGGUACAAGGAAAUGCCCUGCUUUGUCACCAACAUGGUGCGAGAGGUCUACCCAUUCGCCACCUAAGCCACAGAGAGCAGCAGCUUUUGAGAAGUCAGGUCUCGCCGGAGGGAGUCACCAGCUGCUUCCGAAUUCUUUCAGGAGCACCGUGAGUAGGCAGUGACUUCAGGACAGUCCUGGAAAACGUGAGGGCCGGCAGCAUUUCUGGCCCAACCUCCAACCAAGUCCACAGACCAAGGACUUUUGUGCUCUAUGUGCAAAGGCCAUGCACCUCUCCAUGGCUCUAGGAAUAAUAAAAAUAGUAUUGUGCUCCUCUAGAGCAUGAGCUGUUUGAUUCUGGGCCAGCUUGUUGCUGCACGGGGGUUAAAGAUACAACAGCUCAUCUAACGUCUAAAAUCCACAGGCCCCCCUCAGAGGAGUUUGAAAAUUGGUGGCCCAGUUCAGGGCCGAAAGUAGAGUAGCUGGAGUAUAUCUGUGUUUAUUUGGUUAAGGAAUU